Messenger RNA from Erythranthe guttata (spotted monkey flower), 2047 nucleotides. The record is from RefSeq and is a predicted model, not a curated record. Lineage: Eukaryota; Viridiplantae; Streptophyta; Magnoliopsida; Lamiales; Phrymaceae.
UAAAUGUAUAGAGAGAGAAAGUAAAAUUAGUCGUGAGAGUGAGUGGGAAAAGGGGGGAGAGAGAGAGAGGAGAGAGAAACACGUAAACGAAUACUGUCCAAGCGUACAACGAAGGAUACAGGGACGGACACGAGGCUGCGACCCCCACCGUCACCACCAUCGACGACGCCGUUUUGCUUUCACUCGUCCGCCAAUUUUACUAGUAUUAUUAUUUCUAAUGGCUGAAUAUUUGGUGUAUUCCACAACUCUGCUGUAAUCUCUCUCUCUCUCUCUCUCUCAUUCUGCGUGGAGAUUCGAUUUCUCUCUCUCUCUUCCGCAGUAAUGUCGAGUUUUUCCGCUUCCGAAUUUAGUCUGGAAGGGGUUGACGAUGUCCAGGAUUUCGCAUGGGAGCAUGGCGAAGGAUCAUCAAUGUCGCUGGAGAGGUACAGCCAUCUGUAUGACCUCAUGCACAAGGGGAACAAGGCUUUUCGUGAAAACAGAUUAGAUCAGGCCAUUGAACUGUACUCAAGAGCUAACAACAUUAAACCGGGUGAUUCUGUUAUUUUGAGCAACAGAUGCGCUGCAUAUCUCCGGAUUAGUCAGUUCCUUAAACACAGGCCUCCUUCUGCUUCGGAAUACAGGCCAUUGAGUGGAUUAGAUCCAACAACUCAUGCUGGGCUUGCGUUGAAGGAUGCGGAGAACGUGAUGAGUCUACAAAGUAACUUAAUAACAUCCUACAUUCUCAAGGCAAAUGCACUCAUUCUGUUGGAAAAGUAUGAGCUGGCUCGCGAUGUUAUUUGUUCAGGCCUUCAGAUUGAUCCUCAUAGCAAGCCUCUUGUGAAUUUAGAGAGAUCAACAGCCAAUACAUUUAUGAGGAGAAGCCAUGUAAAGCCGCAGCGCACUGAUGACUAUGAUUGCACUCUUUGUUUGAAGUUACUGUAUGAACCAAUCACAACUCCAUGUGGGCAUUCUUUUUGUCGCUCGUGCCUUUUUCAGUCUAUGGACAGAGGUAACCGAUGCCCUCUAUGUCGCACAGUUCUGUUCAUUAGUCCCAGAACUUGCUCGACAAGUGUCACAUUGAACAACAUCAUACAAAAGAACUUUCCAGAGGAGUAUGCUGAGAGGAAGUCGGAGCAUGAAAGUUUGACAAACCCUGGCGUUGAUUUGUUGCCUCUCUUUGUCAUGGAUGUUAUCUUACCAUGCCAGAAGUUUCAGCUUAACAUAUUUGAACCUCGUUAUAGACUUAUGGUAAGUUCAUCCAUAUGACCAUCUUUGAUUAUGGUGUAGGCUGCAGUUAACUCAUCUACAGGGUUAAUAGCUGAUUAUGCAUGUGAGGUGGAAAUUACAGACUGUGAGCCACUUCCAGACGGGCGUUUCUUUUUAGAGGUUGAAAGUCGUCGGAGAUGUCUCAUUAUUCGAAAUUGGGAUCAAGAUGGGUAUCGCAUUGCUGAGGUUGAAUGGGUAGAAGAUAGCUAUCCACCAGAAGGAACCGAGAGAAACGAUUUACUGGAGAUGACACAUAAGGCGGCAGCCUUUGCCCGCCAGUGGAUAAAAGAUGCACAAAAAGCAGCACAAGGAGAUAGAGUAAGGCUUGCGGAGCUUUUCAAAGCGGAAGGGUUGAUGCCACCCACACGGGAUCCCGAGCGCUUUAGUUUUUGGCUUGCAACAUUAACAAAUCUUCGGCCUUCAGAAAGAUUAGAUCUCCUUCAAAUAAGGGACACAAAGGAGAGGAUUAGAAGAGGACUUGUUUAUAUGAAGGCGGAAGAGCAAGGAUGUAGACUGCAAUAAAGACGAAUAAUUGUGUAAAAACUUGAUUAUUUGGGGAAUCAUACAAUUGUUAAUAUGCCUUCAUUCAUUUACAGGCUAUUCGUAUAUUCUUUGAUCCUUGAGGAAAAUGGAGGGAGGAAGAAAAUAUAUAAGCAUAUUCCUCUGUGAAGGACUUAAAGGUCAUUACUGUGAAGAAAGUCACCUACAGCUAGUAAAUAGUACAAACAAAUUUUGUUUUUUUUGUUUCCCCCACUUGAUAGUGUGUUUAAUUGUUGUGAUGCGUAUAAGCUUUCUGUCAUGA